GGUCCUUAGUUUCCUCAUCCUUCUUAUAAUUAUCACAAAAUCGUCAAGUAGUAGUUAUAUAAGAUAUAUAUGGUUUGAGACAAUAACAAAAUGGGAUCAAAAGCAUUUUUUCUAAUUGUUUUGGUUAUUUUACUUGUGAUAACAUCAAAGGUUGCAGCUAGGGAGUUGGCUGAACCAAAAACAUCCGAUACGCCAAAUGAUGUCCCCAAAUUUAUAGGAGGUGUACAACCAGGAUUCAGAGGAGGCGAAUAUGGGGGAGUAUUCCCAGGAGGAGGAUAUGGUGGAUAUCGUGGUGGUGGAUACCCUGGAUACCCUGGUGGUGGAUAUGGUGGAUAUCCUGGUGGUGGAUAUGGUGGAUAUCCUGGUGGCGGAUAUGGUGGAUACCCUGGUGGUGGACGAGGAUACUAUGGAGGCUAUCCAAGAGGAGGAUAUGGUGGAUUUAAUCCUGGUGGUGGUUAUGGCGGAGGAGUAUAUCCUGGAGGUGGUUGGUAUGGAGGAUUGCCUCGCAACUAAUUAAUUAAUUGCAUGCACCUUUGAUGUAUCAGUUAUUGUGUCCAUAGUAAAUAUUGAUGAGAAGCCUCGUGGACAACGGAUGACUAUGGCUAUUUAUAUAUUUUACUUUAUGUUUUAGUAAAGUAAUAGUUUUGUUGUUGGAAGUAUGAAUAAAUGUAUAAUAAAUCUCCAUUCCCUUACUACUAUGGAUGGAUGGUCAUGUCUUGUUUUUUCUUUUUAUAUAAAUGUAUGAGAACCAACUUAUAUAAAUCUCUUUCCUUUUACAUGUAA
Molecule: messenger RNA, 783 nt
Organism: Solanum stenotomum
Lineage: Eukaryota; Viridiplantae; Streptophyta; Magnoliopsida; Solanales; Solanaceae
Exons: 2
Coding region: 91-513 (140 amino acids)
Source: RefSeq, a predicted model, not a curated record